Messenger RNA from Tupaia belangeri chinensis (Chinese tree shrew), 2173 nucleotides. RefSeq names its product protein O-mannosyltransferase 2 (gene POMT2). Gene Ontology annotation, biological process: protein O-linked glycosylation via mannose; phosphoenolpyruvate-dependent sugar phosphotransferase system. Gene Ontology annotation, molecular function: dolichyl-phosphate-mannose-protein mannosyltransferase activity. Gene Ontology annotation, cellular component: membrane; endoplasmic reticulum. The record is from RefSeq and is a predicted model, not a curated record. Lineage: Eukaryota; Metazoa; Chordata; Mammalia; Scandentia; Tupaiidae.
CAUGCUCUACGCCACUGGCCGCCUCCUGGUUGCCGGGGCGGCCUUGGGAUGAGACUCACUUUGGAAAAAUGGGAAGUUACUAUAUCAACCGCACUUUCUUCUUUGAUGUGCACCCACCUCUGGGAAAGAUGCUGAUAGGUCUUGCUGGCUACCUGAGUGGAUAUGACGGUACCUUUUUGUUCCAGAAGCCCGGGGACAAAUACGAGCAUCACAGCUACAUGGGAAUGAGAGGAUUCUGUGCGUUCCUCGGUUCCUGUCUGGUCCCCUUUGCCUACCUCACUGUGCUGGAUCUGUCCAAAUCCCACCCGGCAGCACUGCUCGCCGCCGCCCUCAUCACCUUCGACACAGGAUGCCUCACGCUGUCCCAGUACAUCCUCCUCGACCCCAUCCUGAUGUUCUUCAUCAUGGCUGCCAUGCUGAGCAUGGUCAAGUCCAACUCCUACGCCGACAGGCCCUUCUCUGCCCCCUGGUGGUUUUGGCUCAGCCUGACUGGAGUCAGUCUCGCUGGUGCUUUAGGGGUCAAGUUCGUUGGCCUCUUUAUCAUCCUGCAUGUGGGGCUGAACACCAUCUCAGACCUUUGGCACCUGUUUGGAGACCUCAGUCUUUCAUUGGUGACUUUGGGGAAACACCUGACUGCACGCAUCCUGUGCCUCAUAGUGCUCCCCCUGGCUCUCUACACGGCCACUUUUGCCGUUCACUUCACAGUGCUGAACAAAAGUGGUCCUGGCGACGGUUUCUUCAGUUCUGCCUUCCAGGCCCGGCUUUCAGGAAACAACCUUCACAAUGCCUCCAUCCCCGAACACCUGGCCUAUGGCUCUGUGAUCACCAUGAAGAAUGUCCGCAUGGCCAUCGGCUAUCUGCACUCCCACAGGCACCUCUACCCCGAGGGCGUUGGUGCGCGCCAGCAGCAGGUCACCACCUACUUGCACAAGGACUACAACAACCUGUGGAUUAUCAAGAAACAUAAUACAAACUCAGAUCCCCUGGACCCUUCCUAUCCAGUGGAGUUUGUGAGACAUGGGGACAUCAUUCGCCUAGAACACAAAGAGACUUCUCGGAACUUGCACAGUCACUACCAUGAGGCCCCUCUGACCCGGAAGCACUAUCAGGUCACUGGCUAUGGCAUAAACGGGACAGGGGACUCAAAUGAUUUCUGGCGUAUUGAGAUUGUAAACAGAAAAUUUGGAAACCGGAUAAAAGUGCUGAGAAGUCGAAUUCGCCUCAUCCAUCUGGUCACAGGUUGUGUCCUGGGCUCCUCAGGAAAGGUUCUUCCCAGGUGGGGCUGGGAGCAGUUGGAAGUUACUUGCACUCCUUACCUCAAAGAAACACUCAACUCCAUCUGGAAUGUGGAGGACCAUAUCAAUCCCAAAUUGCCAAACAUCAGCUUGAACGUGCUGCAGCCCAGUUUUCCUGAGAUCUUGCUGGAAUCUCACAUGGUCAUGAUCCGGGGGAACAAUGGCCUCAAACCCAAGGACAAUGAGUUCACAUCCAAACCCUGGCACUGGCCUAUCAACUAUCAGGGCCUCCGCUUCUCAGGGAUCAACGACACUGACUUCCGAGUCUACCUGCUCGGGAACCCGGUGGUCUGGUGGCUGAAUCUGUUGAGCAUUGCCCUCUACCUCCUGUCGGGGAGCAUCAUGGCCAUAGCUAUGCAGAGAGGGGCCCAGCUGCCAGCAGAGGUUGCAGGGCUGUCCCGGGUCCUGCUACGAGGAGGCGGUCAGGUCCUGCUUGGGUGGAUGCUCCAUUACUUCCCCUUCUUCUUGAUGGGCCGGGUGCUCUACUUCCACCACUACUUCCCAGCCAUGCUCUUCUCCAGCAUGUUGACAGGUGUCCUCUGGGACACGCUCCUGCGGCUCUGUGCCUGGGGUGUGACCUCCUCUUGCCUGGCCAGGGCCGUGCAUGUGGUGGGCAUCCUGAGCCUGCUCCUAGGAACUGCCUACAGCUUCUACCUCUUCCACCCUCUGGCGUAUGGAAUGGUUGGUCCCCUCGCUCAGGACCCCCAGAGUCCGAUGGCAGGACUAAGGUGGCUGGAAUCAUGGGAUUUUUGAGGCCACUGCAAGGACUCCAGCCUGGGCGCAGGAGCUGCCUAGGACAGCCAGCUGUGGAGCCAGUCCCUGGACCUUCCCGCUGUGGAGGAAGCUGCCAGAGGAGCCUGAGGAGCUCUGUCGCCACC